AACUAAGAGAGACCAUAUUGAAAUCUGUUGUGAGAUUUGGUUAAUACCUUUCAAUGUGGUUUAAAGGUUUUGACUACGACUCCCACAGUGCUUUGCAGGCCCGUUGGCGGAAGUCAAGUGACGUUUCAUUAACUUAUACCAACGUGGCCCGGAUGUCUAGCCCUUCCUUUUGAGAAAAGGUAAGAAUGGUGGCGUUUAUUACAUGAAGUAGUCAGCUGAAAAUCAGCGUCCAUCGGAGUCAGGAAAUCUUCUCCACAAUUAGUACUGCUCCAAAAGAGUAAUAUAGUGUUUCAGCUGCUGAGAUCACCCCCAAUUUGCAGUUGAGGUGGUUUUUGGAUGAUGUUUUUGGUGAUUCUUAUUGCAGACCCGGGGAAACCGGCAGGGCACGAUUCCAUUUUCAGACAAGUAGCGGUGUAAUGGCGGUUUCUAAGUUCUUGUGCCGUGCUAGAAAUUUCUGUGACUAGAAGGGCGAAGGAGUUAACGAUAUGUAAGGGGUGAGGCCGGCUGGAAAGAGUAGAGCAACUAGGAGCUUGGGAGUCUUAAUGCAUGGAAUUUAGCGGUGUGACUGCUUGGUUUGGCAAUGGCGUAAAUAAAUGUCCUUAAUGCUCCUGAUGCGAUGGAAAAGUUAUGAAAAUAUCUAGAUUAGAAAUGCCGAUAGCUUUGUAUCAGCUCUUACAAUUUUCAUGGAAUUGUCGUUUAUCCAACUUUAUUCUUAUUCAGAGUGUUAUCCUAACAAGGUUAAUCCAGUUGGUUGGUCUGAUUUCCCCCCUCCCCCCGAAGUAUACAUUUGAUUUAAUGAACUAUUCCAAGGCAUUUAUGUGCUUUGUUUCAUCCUAGUUUUCAACCUUAAUCAGUAAUUGACAUUGUGAUUUAUUGACAGUAUUGAUCAAAUAUAUUUCCCUUGCAGCUUAUGUCAGUAUUAUCUGUUAAUGUUGUCCCUCACAUUGUCCAGACAUUUAUGUUGAACUUUGAGAUCUAUGCAGCAAGAUGUUUCAGGUGGAUAAAUAUCUCCGUGGUAGAGAUGCUGUGGGAAUUAACUAUUUAAAUACUAAACUGAAAGUGCAAAGCAGUGACAGCCAUUUGUAUUAGAUUAAUUAGAUAUAGUUCUUAGGGCUAAAGGGAUGAAAGGGUAAGGGGAGAAAGUGGGAACAGGAUACUGAGAUGGAUGACCAGCCAUGAUCAUACUGAAUCAAAGGACUGCAUAGCCUACUCCUCUUGUUUUCUAUGUUUCUUAACACUUUAUAACAGAGCUAAAGUUUAAGCAUCCCACAGACCUCCACAAAUGUUCCUUCUAGAAUAAUGUUUGCGUUACCUCAAAUUUUAGAUGGCAGCUUCAUGUCCAAUUGACAAAUGUUAACUGUUUGACUUACAAUUUGGUACUUGGUUGUGUGAUUUUGGUUAAUUAAACCUUGUGUCACUAGCUAUUUUGGUGCAAGUUGCUUUAGUGCAUCAGCAUGGUUUAUUGGGCACACUGGAACUUAAGUUUUUGAAGCUUUAUCUUGCCUGUUUUAUUUGUACUUAUGAGUUAUUGGCCUACAUCACAUUGAAACCAAUACGUGCAAACUUGUUUCUAAAGUGUGACUUUUGGCAGAUGGCAGGAGAGAAGGAACCGAUGACCGGAGAGAAGAAAGAACCAAUGGCGGAAGGGAAAAAGAAAAAACCACGUCACCAUGGUAGCCGCAAUCCUGUGCUGGCUCGGGGUAUCGGUAGAUUUUCCCGCUCUGCCAUGUAUUCUAGGAGAGCCAUGUACAAGCGAAAAUAUAGAGCUCCUGAGACAAAAAUUGAGAAGAAGUUGAAGGAAAAGACUCCCUUUUCAAUUACCAAGCCUGUUGGAGGAGACAAAAAUGGUGGUACCCGUGUUGUCAAAAUUCGCAAAAUGCCACGCUAUUACCCCACUGAAGAUGUCCCUCGCAAAAGGAUUAGUCAUGGUAACAAACCUUUCAGCCAGCACAAAAGGCAUCUUCGUGCAUCCAUCACCCCAGGGACUGUGCUUAUCAUGCUUACCGGUCGCCACAGGUGUAAGCGUGUGAUUUUCCUGAAGCAGCUUGAUAGUGGCCUGUUGCUGGUGACUGGUCCUCUGGCCCUCAACCGUGUCCCACUGCGUAGGGUUCACCAGAAAUUUGUCAUUGCAACAUCGACAAAGAUUGACCUGUCGGGUGUAAAAAUUCCCAAACACCUGACUGACUCCUACUUCAAGAAGAAGAGACUGCGCAGGCCCAAACACCAGGAGGGCGAGAUCUUUGAUACCGAGAAAGAGAAAUAUCAACUAACAGAACAGCGGAAGAAAGACCAGAAGACUGUUGAUUCCCAAAUCCUGCCCAUUGUUAAAAAGACUCCCCAGCUCCAUGGCUACCUCCACUCCAUGUUCUAUCUGUCUAAGGGAGUUUACCCACAUAAAUUAGUCUUUUGAGCAUGUUGUGAAGAGAGAUUCUUAUUAAAAUUGGGAUUUCAGCAUCACUGGUUCCUGUUUUUGUGUAUGAAAUGCAACAAUAAAAGUGUUCUUGAAUUUUUGCAGACUGA
Messenger RNA from Rhincodon typus (whale shark), 2520 nucleotides. It is a transcript of the gene rpl6, whose product is annotated as ribosomal protein L6. Gene Ontology annotation, molecular function: structural constituent of ribosome. Gene Ontology annotation, cellular component: ribosome. The coding region runs from base 1592 to 2410 and encodes 272 amino acids. NCBI's taxonomy places the organism in Eukaryota, Metazoa, Chordata, Chondrichthyes, Orectolobiformes, Rhincodontidae. Gene Ontology annotation, biological process: translation. The transcript has 6 exons. The record is from RefSeq and is a predicted model, not a curated record.